Molecule: messenger RNA, 3128 nt
Organism: Caenorhabditis angaria
Lineage: Eukaryota; Metazoa; Nematoda; Chromadorea; Rhabditida; Rhabditidae
Source: the annotation of a GenBank genome assembly
AUGACCAAGGACAGGUGAGUUUGCAAACAAUAUUUUGUUGCAACAAGAAUAUUUGAUACCUUAAAGUUUUUGGGAAAAAAUUCAGCUCAAAGAUAAGAAUCAGAAAUUUUAAAGUAAUUAUUUCAAUUUGAGCUACAGGCGGAGCCAGUACGAUAUUUUCAGAUUGCUCAAAUUCAGAGCUCUGAUUUGCUCAGAGUAAGGCGGUCAUUUAAAGCCUAAAUAAAGUAUUGCUCAUAUUAAUAAUUUGAAAUGAAGCCAAGUUUAGCCGCAUUGCUCAUUUUAAGUGCAUAAUUAAGGAUUUCAUUCUUAAUUUCGAGAAUUCUCAAUCAAACCCUAUGCAGCAAAAUUUCAUCAAAUUUUUUUCUAGAAAAAUUUUCCUGAAUUUAUUUUCCAAAAAUUUUAGGCUCACUCCUAAACUAAUCUAUUAUAUUUUCAGAUUGGCCGCUCUGAAAGCGGCACAAUCCGAAGAUGAACAAGAUGAGGAUAUGCACAUGGAUACUGGAAAUGCACAGUAUAUGGAGGAAUUCUUCGAACAGGUUUGAUUUUGGAAAUUUUCUGUAGAUCAAAAAAUGUUCCCCAUUUUGAUGUUUUUUGUUGAGCCAAGAAAAAAAUUUAAAUUCCUUCCGAAAAAUUGUCACGGUUUCCCAGGAUACUUAUAUAUCAUUCAUGAAUUCAAGUCAAGUCAACGCACUUUUCAUUGAAUAUUUUACGAUUAUAGAAGAAGGGGAGGGAUUUUAAGCUACCUUUUUACUGUAAUACAAAUCUAAAGACGAUUAUAUAAUUUACUUCAGGUAGAAGAAAUCCGCGGAAGUGUAGAUCUGAUAGCAAAUAAUGUGGAAGAAGUCAAAAAGAAACAUUCAGCAAUUUUGUCGAAUCCGGUGAAUGAUCAAAGUGAGUUUUUUCAAACAUCAGCAACACGAUAUUUCUCAGAGUAAGGCAGUCAUUUUAAGCCUAAAUAAGGUAUUGCUCAGAUUUAUAAUUUGAAUUUGAGCCAAAAUUUGCAACAUUACUCAUUUUAAGUGCAAAUUUUUCAGAGACAAAAGAAGAGCUUGAUGAACUUAUGGCAAGUAUUAAAAGAACGGCGAAUAAGGUGAGGAUUUAGAUUUUUCUGAAGGAUUUAGUGAACAACAAACACACAAACAAAUUAGCAUCAUUGAUGAAGAAAGCAAAUUGUGCUAGAAUACCUAAAAAUGUACAAUUUAGGUUCGUGGAAAACUGAAGCUUAUUGAAAAUGCCAUCGAACAUGAUGAAGGACAAAGUGCAGCGAAUGCUGAUUUGAGAAUUCGAAAAACUCAACACAGUACUUUAUCGAGACGUUUUGUUGAGGUUAUGACCGAUUAUAAUAAGACACAAACUGAUUAUCGAGAGAGGUGUAAAGGAAGAAUUCAGAGACAAUUGGAUAUUGGUAAGGCGUUGAUUUGAGAAAUUGUUUGAAAGGGAAUAGGGUGAUUAGGAUUCGAAGUUCAAAAAAUUGGAUCAGAAUUUUAGAAACUUUUGUUAAAUUUUUGGGAAAAAUUAUAUAGCUCUCUGAAAUUUUCUGAUUCUAGAGAACACCACAAACCACUGUUUUGAGAGCACGAACUUUUGAGUUUUGAAAACUUGGUCCGAACUUUGAAGAGUAUGAAUUCCGAAAAUUUUUGAAGUCUUAAUUUCACAGUUUUUGAGGCCUCAGAGGUGUCACUGAAACCAAAAAAAUUCAAUGCAAAAGUGAGAGAUUUAGAGAAAAAUAUCUUUGAUCUACCAGAAAAAUAUUUGAAAAAUUUAAGGUUCAGAACUCUAAGAUCUAGAUUUGAAGCCUAGAUCUGAAAUUACUGGAUUCUGAAUUUCGUUGUUCAGCUCCCUCCCCCUUCACCUCCUUUUCCAAUCUUUUUUUUCAGCCGGUAAACAAGUUGGAGAUGAAGAUUUAGAAGAAAUGAUCGAAUCUGGAAACCCUGGUGUUUUCACGCAAGGAAUCAUAACCGAUACUCAACAAGCAAAACAAACAUUAGCAGAUAUUGAAGCUCGACAUAAUGAUAUUAUGAAAUUAGAAAGUAGUAUUCGAGAAUUACAUGAUAUGUUUAUGGAUAUGGCUAUGUUGGUUGAAAGUCAAGUGAGUUCUAAGAUUUCAGGAAAAACAAACAAAAUCAUGGUUUAGGGAGAAAUGGUUGAUAGAAUUGAAUACAACGUUGAACACGCCAAAGAAUUUGUGGAUCGAGCUGUGGCGGACACGAAAAAAGCAGUUCAAUAUCAAUCAAAAGCAAGAAGGGUAAGUGGUAUUCAGAAAAGAGUCUCAUCGUGGUGGUGGUAGAUACAAAGAUAUAUAUUAGUGGAGAAUCAUUUUUGCAGAAAAAAAUUUAUAUUUGCUUGAUUCUUGUGAUUGUUGUGCUUGUCGUCGUAAUUGCUAUUGUAAUUUGGGUUAUUGUUACUAAUGCCGGUGGAAAAAAAGUGAUCAGUAGUGUUUUGCCAGCGUCUGAAUCUUCUUCUUCAGCUUCAACUUCGGCACCAACUAGAUAUCGUGUUUAGUUAUUUAAGGAGACAACUUUUGUUUUGGAAUCACUGUAGGAACCAGGGAAUUCUUGAAACGUAUGAUGAAAAUUUCGAAAUCAUGGUUGAAACCUUUUUCGGUACCUCCUGAAAUACAGAAACAAGAUAUAUGAAAUUUACCGUUUAAAAUUCUAGGUCCAAGUUACAAGGCUCGAAAAAUCUACAGAAUUGGCACCAAAAUUGGAGCGAAAUCUAUAGAUUUCCCCAAUUUUGUAGCGCCCGGUCCAUUUCUUGAAUUUUUUGAGCAUGGUUUCUGAGAAUAAUUAGCAAUUUUUAGCCAGUUCCAAGAAAGGUUACGAUAAUCCAAAAGUGCUCUAAACUUUUGGGUCUUUUCCAGCUGAAAACUGAAACUUCAGUGAUUCCAAAAUUGGCUGUCUUCUUCUUAUAUAACUUUUUGUCAUUGUGUUUUGUGAAGCUUUAAAAUGUUGUCUUGUCCUGUCCUGUGAUACUUGUUGUACAUACAUACAUUCAUAAAUAUUUUUUUCUUCUAAUUCUCAUUUACUAUUUGGGGUAUUUUGCAGAAGAAGAUUAUAAUUUUGAUCGUCGUCACAAUCAUCAUCAUAAUUGCAACAUUGAUGUUGCUCCCAUAUAUUCCAGGAAUUUGA